AUGAAGCACUUCUCUCUCUUUCUCGUCGUUCUCUUCCUGUCUUCAACCGUUGUUUUCAAGACUGCACAAAGUAGAUCAGUUCCAGGUAUCUCUUUUGCAAAGAAUUAUGAAGCCCAAACUAGAUCAAUUCAGGGUAUCUCUUUUGCAGAGAAUUAUGAAUAUGAGGAGCAAGCAAGUACGAGAGAGCUGGAGAGGCCAGGAGGUUUGGCUCUGCCCACACCAUCAGGAUCUCCGGGCAAGCACAAAUCGGAAUUGGGCAUUCAGCUGCCUGGGCAAUCUAGAAAGUGCUGGUCAUAUAGUAGCUGGAAAAGUACUUUUCCGGCUUUUUCCAGUGGUCCAGAUGUUUUUGUGAGAAAGCGGUUGCAUACUUGUUCAUGUGUGCAAGUGCUUUUUCAUGUUGAUGGAAAAGCUCCUCAUUCCAUAACAAAUGGGGAGAUAAGAGGCAUAAGUUCAGUGGAUAGCAAGCUCUUUCAAAUCCUAUUGUUUCGCUGCAAAAAUAUGAAAGUCCAGUCCAUCAAAAUCUCAGCACCAGGUGACAGCCCCAAUACUGAUGGAAUCCAUAUCGGCUCUUCAUCUAAUAUCUCGAUCUCGCAAUCUCGCAUUGGAACUGGUGACGAUUGCAUCUCCAUUGGUCCUGGCACCGCCCAAGUAACCGUGAGAGACGUGUUUUCUGGACCAGGACAUGGCAUCAGUGUUGGAAGCUUGGGCAAGUUCCCCAAGGAGGAGGAUGUGCAAGGGAUACAUGUGGAGAAUUGCACCAUCUCAGAUACCACCACUGGUUUGAGGAUCAAGACUUGGGCAGACUCAGCCAGCAGCUCUGCCUCCAAUUUCACAUAUGAAGAUAUCGUGAUGAACAAUGUGGCCAACCCCAUCAUCAUAGAUCAACAAUAUUGCCCAUACUCUUCUUGCCCACAGAAGGAUCCUUCUCCAGUCAAGAUCAGUGAUAUAAGUUUCAAGAACAUUAGAGGAACCACUUCUUCAAAAGUUGCAGUGAAUCUCUUGUGCAGCGAGGCUUUCCUAAGCCAAAAUGUCAAGCUCGAUGAUAUAAAAUUGGAGUACAACGAACAGGGGAGACCUUCGACCGCCUCGUGUACCAAUGUGAAGGGGGUCUCUGCUGGAGUACAAGCGCCACCAACUUGCCUGUAG
Molecule: messenger RNA, 1146 nt
Organism: Amborella trichopoda
Lineage: Eukaryota; Viridiplantae; Streptophyta; Magnoliopsida; Amborellales; Amborellaceae
Product: polygalacturonase
Biological process (GO): carbohydrate metabolic process
Molecular function (GO): polygalacturonase activity
Source: RefSeq, a predicted model, not a curated record